Molecule: messenger RNA, 840 nt
Organism: Amoebophrya sp. A120
Lineage: Eukaryota; Dinophyceae; Syndiniales; Amoebophryaceae
Source: the annotation of a GenBank genome assembly
AUGGGCCGCUUCGUCAGCUACAGCCGAAAGCGGCAACCGACGCUGAACCAAAUUCGCGAACAGCAGCAGCAGCAGGCUGGUAAUACUGCUAAUCCUCCAGAUUCGCGGAGGAACAGCGGCUCAGGAGUGGUGCGGCGCAACAGUACAAAAUCCUCGACCUCGUUAACGCAGAACAAGCUCAACAGCGUCGCAUCCUCCACGGGAACGGGUGUGGAAGACCAAGAGACGGGGAACCAGCAUGGUCAAAUAAAACCCCUCCACCAACCCGGAGUCAUCAUAACCCCGUCCGCCAGCCCGACAGUCUCGAAGUCCAGCAACAACAAUAAAUUCCGGUAUGCAGCCGGCUCCCCGUCCGGUGCCUCCACGACGAGCGAGCACACUUUGCGGUCGCUCGCCGAGCAAACCAAGUCGCACGCCAUCGUCGGCACGGGCCAAAAGUUGCGACAGCUGGUACGGAGGUUAAAAACCGAAAAUCACCAGCAGGGCCAGAUCAUCCACCCAGAGAAGUUGGUGGGGGCAGGAGCUGUGAACAACAUAAGUACUUCAACUAGCAGCAAUCCGGCCGCGAUUCAACAUCCGGGUGUAGGGGGUAUGGCGCUGAGCACGGCCAGUGUAGUCGCGGCUUCCACAACGUCGAAGAAGCUCUCCGGCAUGAGUGCCUCCUCGUCUUCGACCAGUUCGCAGAGAGUCGCUGCUCUGAAUGAGAAUGUUGCUGCUGGUGGCGCGGAUACUAUUAGCACGAAACAGCACGAAGUUCUUGCUAUUGACGUCGACCAGGAAAAAUCGCAAAACCAGCAGCCACACAACCUGGAGGGGAAGCACAAAAGCAGUCCAAAGGGG